Messenger RNA from Caenorhabditis elegans, 497 nucleotides. RefSeq names its product peptidylprolyl isomerase (gene fkb-1). NCBI's taxonomy places the organism in Eukaryota, Metazoa, Nematoda, Chromadorea, Rhabditida, Rhabditidae. The record is from RefSeq and is marked reviewed. Bases 5 to 424 code for a protein of 139 amino acids. Gene Ontology annotation, cellular component: endoplasmic reticulum. Gene Ontology annotation, molecular function: peptidyl-prolyl cis-trans isomerase activity; isomerase activity. The transcript is spliced from 3 exons.
GAUCAUGAAAACCGCUGUUAUCGUUGGACUUUUGUGCCUAUUGGCGAUCGCAUAUGCUGCCGAUGAGCAGAAAAUCGAUAAAUUGCAAAUUGGAGUCAAGAAGCGUGCCGAGAACUGCGUUCAGAAAUCCAGAAAGGGUGAUCAAUUGCACAUGCACUACACCGGAACCCUUCUCGAUGGAACUGAAUUUGAUUCCAGCCGCACUCGCAAUGAAGAAUUCACUUUCACUCUUGGACAAGGAAAUGUGAUCAAGGGAUGGGAUCAAGGACUUCUUAACAUGUGCGUCGGAGAGCGUCGUAUUCUCACAAUUCCACCACACCUUGGAUACGGAGAACGUGGAGCCCCACCAAAGAUUCCAGGCAACUCUGUCCUCAAGUUCGACGUUGAGCUCAUGAAGAUUGACAGAGACGGAGAAGAAUUGUAAACGAACUACGGAUAUUUAGAAAACGUGCCUUUUGUAACUUAUUCAUGUUCUCAGAGUAUAAUUUUUUUUUGCA